Cladocopium goreaui is the source of this 1100-nucleotide messenger RNA. The record is from the annotation of a GenBank genome assembly. Lineage: Eukaryota; Dinophyceae; Suessiales; Symbiodiniaceae.
UCUUAGUUGGGAGGUGGUGGGGUUGGGUCAGCCAGCUCACAAGUCCAGAGGCAGAAUGGCAUCUACAGCCACCAUCGACCCAGUGAUGGCCCUUAUGGGAUGGCAUGGCGAACCCUUAUUGCUACGUCGGUUGAAGUACCAUGUAGCCGAAUCUGCCUUGGAAAUCACAGCCAUCAUAGUUUGCAUGUACCUCUCUGACAAGUCGCUGCAGCCCAAGGGACUGUUUAUUCGACUGUUGUGCUUGCCAAUGGCCGUGGCAUCAUUGAAAUUGUUUUGGUCAUUGCAGCUGACGUGGAGCUACCUGAGGAUGAAGAGCGCAGAUGCUUCCACCAUGCUGCGACGGAUGGGGUGUUUGCACACUCGCAGCCACUGGUCUUGUUCUGUGGCCAUGUUUACCUGCUUUAGCUGCUUGCUGAUGGUCUGGCAUGCCAUCGUGCUGUUGCUCAUGUUUUGCUAUGACUACACCCCCGAACAGGUUUUUGCAGUGCGCUGCUUGAUGGGCUCUUCGGGGCUCUUUGUGGUGCUGAAUUGGAUCUUUUGGCGUGACUUUGUCCGUCACUACCGCGAGACUCAAGAAGACGAGGGGUUAGAUUUCGUAGACCUCUACAAGCUUCAGCUGCUGUGCAAGAUGUACCAAUCAAAGGUAAUUCGCUCCCGGAAAGCGCGGGACGUUCAAGGGGAUGCUUCGGCCCCUUUGUCUUGCACAAUUUGUUUGGAAGAAUUUGGUGCCGCAGAGAAUGUGUCGCAAUUACCUUGUGGUCACUGCUUCCACACUGCCUGCAUCAACAAGUGGGUGUUGGAGGACUGGCGCUGUCCCUUCCGCUGCCCCUUGGAAGUGCCAAGGAGCAUGAAAGCUCAGCAGGCUUGGCCUCCACAGGAAGCAGCUCGUGAUGUGGACUUGGAGGCAGCAGAUGCAGCUGCCCCAGACGCUCCACCCAGCGAAACGGCUCCCAGGGACGGACGUGUUUGACCCCUACCAGUACCAAUGCCACGCCAGAGCCUUUGUACAGCAGCUCGGCCGUAGGGCUGCAGCGAUUUCGAGGAAGUAAUUCAAAAUGGCCCCAACCUGCUGAUUAGUUGACAACCUCACAUGGUUUCCU